Molecule: messenger RNA, 1191 nt
Organism: Thelazia callipaeda (thelaziosis nematode)
Lineage: Eukaryota; Metazoa; Nematoda; Chromadorea; Rhabditida; Thelaziidae
Source: the annotation of a GenBank genome assembly
AUGUCUGAAGACAUCGACACACACAUCACUGAACGCUAUAAUUUACACAAACGUCUCGGCAAAGGUGCUUACGGAAUUGUUUGGAAGGCUAUCGAUAGGCGAACACAAGAAACAGUAGCACUGAAGAAAAUCUUCGAUGCUUUCCGGAACCAGACAGAUGCCCAGCGAACGUUUCGCGAAGUGAUGUUUCUGCAGGAAUUUGGAAGGCAUCCUAAUAUUAUCAAACUUUAUGAUGUCAUCAAAGCUGAUAACGAUAAAGAUAUAUAUUUGGUAUUUGAAUUCAUGGAAGCUGAUUUGCAUAAUGUUAUCAAGAAGCUAACGAUUUUGAAAGAUAUUCAUAAGCAGUACAUUAUGUGCCAAUUAUUUCGAGCCGUUCGUUUUCUUCACAGCGGAAAUGUCUUGCAUCGUGAUUUGAAGCCAUCGAAUAUAUUGCUAGAUGCAGACUGUCACGUAAAAUUAGCUGAUUUUGGCUUGGCGAGGUCGUUGUCUCAAAUCGAAGACUAUCCCGAGGGUCAAAACAUGCCUGAAUUAACUGAAUAUGUGGCAACUCGAUGGUAUCGAUCACCAGAGAUCUUAUUGGCUGCAAAGAGAUAUACAAAAGGAGUUGACAUGUGGAGCCUGGGUUGUAUUCUUGGCGAAAUGCUUCUUGGCCACGCUCUCUUUCCUGGCACUUCAACGAUUAAUCAGAUUGAACGGAUCAUGAAUACCAUCCCGAAACCAUCAAUCAAAGAUAUUGGAAGUAUUAGAUCAUAUUACGCCUCAUCAGUGCUAGAAAAAAUGCCUCAAAGACCGCGAAAAUCUCUAGAAGCAUUUUUUGAGAAUCAUGACCCUCAGGCUAUUGAUCUUAUACAAAGGUUGUUGAUCUUUGCUCCUCAUAAACGUUUGAAUGUUGAUCAGUGUUUGAUGCAUCCAUACGUACUACCGUUUCAUUCCCCGAUUGAUGAACCAACGUUAACUUAUGACGUUUUACUUCCAUUACCGGAUCACAUUCAGCUAAAUGUGGAUGAUUACCGUAAUAAAUUAUAUGAUUUGAUCUCGGAAAAGAAAACACAAAUCAAGCGAAUUCAUCAUGAUAACACGAUGACUCGAUCGAUUUACCGCCCUAUUUCCAUCCAAAAUUCUCAAAAAACCGAUAUAGUAUCAUCGAGCGCUGGAAUACGCGCUAAAGGUGAGCUCAACUCAAGCAUUUGA